This is a messenger RNA of Penicillium samsonianum, 957 nucleotides long. RefSeq lists its product as uncharacterized. The record is from RefSeq and is a predicted model, not a curated record. Lineage: Eukaryota; Fungi; Ascomycota; Eurotiomycetes; Eurotiales; Aspergillaceae. The coding region runs from base 1 to 957 and encodes 318 amino acids. The transcript has a single exon.
AUGACAGGUACAGGUGAAACGGGACCUGUCGAUGUAUCUCGGGCGGUUGCAAUGGUAAUUGCAGCUCUCUUCGCCCUGGCAUGUUGGAACGUACUCCAAAUCCUGGUUUCUAUUUUCAACACCUUCCAACGCCGUCGCGGUCUUUACUUCUGGAGCAUGGUGAUCGCCACCCUGGGAAUUCUUCUUCACACUCUUUCGACAUUCCUUCGCUACUUCGCUCUCGCCCCUAACUUCCCUAUGUGUGUUUUGAUAUGUAUCGGCUGGUAUGCUAUGGUCACUGGCCAGUCUGUGGUGUUAUACUCACGACUACAUCUGGUCACGAACUAUGAGUGCUACACCCGCUGGGUGCUGGGCAUGAUCAUCUUCAACUUUUGUGUUUUGCAUAUUCCCACCACUGUUCUCUUCCUUGGGAUGAAUCUUGAUGUCAAAAGUUUUGUCCGUCCAUUUGAUAUAUACGAGCGUGUUCAAUUGGCCGGAUUCGCCGCUCAAGAGACGAUUAUCAGUGGUUUAUACAUCUGGGAAACCAUGACCAGCCUGAGGCCCGUUUUGGCGAUGAAGGGCCGUCGCGGUAAGAGAGUUGUUGUCAACCUCAUUAUCGUCAACGCUCUCGCAGUUCUGUUGGAUGCAGCUCUCCUGACGACGGAGUAUACGAACCACUUUGACGUGCAGACUACCUUCAAGCCAGUGGCCUACAGUAUCAAGUUGAUGCUAGAGUUCACGGUACUAAACAGUCUUCUUGUUGUGAUCCGCACAAAUCCAUCGGUUAUUGAAGACGUCGAACAACUACAUGAUGAUCUUCGCAUCGACUCACGCUGGAGUGGGAAGAACUCCGACAAUACUACCGCUUUUGGCACCGAUCCAGAAAGGUCUGGUCAAAGUGAUCGGGGGUUACAAAUAUCGCCUGCAAGGUCACAUUCCUCUUGGGUUUCGUUUGACCAUCACGUCGGGCCCACUUGA